UUACUGCCUGAAAACAGUUAUUAGCUGCCUGCUAUUGCUUUUAGGAACGGGAUGUUCUAAGGAACUAUUUUUCCACAAUUAACUGUGCUCAUAGAUGAAUUAAACCUAAUAUAUAUUUUCAAACAAAAGCUCCCUCGAUGGCGGACGUGGUGGAAAAUAAAUAUUUGGUGGCAAGGCCCAUUUACUCUGAGGAUUCCUUCAGUUCUGAUCAUGAAAUAGUGGAGAGACGUCAUAAAACACUACUAGAUCAUUUGAAGAGGAUAUGCACGUGUUCUCCUCAGAAAGCAAAGAAGGUUGCUUUAAGUUUUUUACCUGUUUUGACUUGGCUUCCUGCUUACCGAUUUAAGGAAUGGCUCCUAAGUGAUAUUAUUUCUGGCGUCACCACAGGACUUGUGGCCGUGCUUCAAGGUUUAGCAUAUGCACUGCUUGCAAAUGUAGCACCAGGAUAUGGACUGUAUACAUCAUUUUUCCCAGUAGUGGUCUAUUUCUUCUUUGGCUCUUCCAGACAUGUAUCAGCAGGUCCUUUUCCAGUUGUGAGUCUUAUGGUGGGCUCAGUUGUGGCCAGUGUUGUCCCUGGUGACACCACAAGCUUUUCAAAUUCUACCAAUGGCACUAAUGAAGCAUUGAUAGAGCAACAAAGAAUGAUCGUAGCAUCAUCUUUAUGCUUUCUUGUUGGCAUUAUACAGUUGGCUUUAGGACUUCUGCAAGUUGGUUUUAUAGUCAUAUAUUUGUCAGACCCAUUAAUUAAUGGAUUCACGACUGCUGCUGCUAUUGAAGUGGUGGUGUCACAACUUAAAUAUAUGUUUGGAAUUAAAAUUCCUUCAUUUAGUGGACCACUAUCUAUAUUUUAUUCUCUAGAGAGCAUAUUUUCUCAGAUAACCUCAACCAAUAUUCCCGAUCUUAUUAUAGGCAUUAUAAUAAUGGUUCUUGUUUACAUUGUGAAAGAACUUAAUGUGAAAUAUAAGGCAAAACUGCCUGUUCCAAUUCCUAUUGAAAUAAUACUGACAAUCAUUACAGCUGGUCUGUCCUAUGGAUUUAAUUUUAAAGACAGAUUCCAAGUAACAACUGUAGGUGCAAUACAAAAAGGAUACCAGCCUCCUUUGGCCCCAAGUAUAGAAGUAUUUCAAACCACAAUAGCUAAUGCUUUUUCUAUUGCUAUUGUUGGGUUUGCGGUUGCAUUCUCUGUUGCCAAAGUAUAUGCCAUCAAGCACAACUAUAAUGUAGAUGGAAACCAGGAGCUAAUAGCUUUUGGGCUAAGCAACAUUGUGUGUGGCUCAUUUAGAGGAUUUGCUGCAAGCACAUCAUUAUCUAGGUCAUCAGUACAAGAAAGCACAGGAGGAAAAACUCAGGUUGCUGGAAUUAUAUCAGGAAUAAUUGUUUUGAUAGUUACAUUGGCUGUUGGAUAUCUUCUAGAGCCAUUGCCAAAGUCUGUCCUGGCAGGCGUAAUUAUUAUCAAUUUAAAAGGAAUGCUAAUGAAGUUUAAUGAAAUUCCCGUGUUGUUCAAGAGAGAUAAGUUUGACUGUCUUGUAUGGAUUUUAACCUUUAUAGCAGCUCUGCUUCUUGGGUUGGAUCUCGGACUGGCAGUUGGUGUUGGAAUAGAACUUCUAACCGUGGUAUUCCGUGUACAAUUCCCCAAAUAUUCAGUGAUUGCCAACGUUGGUAGAACAGACAUCUACAGAAACAAAAAAGACUACAGUGAGAUUUAUGAACCAGAAGGGGUAAAAAUUUUCAGAUCUCCAGCUCCUCUCUUUUUUGCUAAUGCAGAUUUCUUUAGAGAUAAAAUCAUUGCUGCAACUGGCUUUAACCCACUGUGGGUAUUACGUAAACGCAAUAAGGCUUUAAGAAAAAUCAAGAAGUUACUGAAGAAAGGAGAGCUUCAAGUGACACCAAAAGGUUUGGUCACUGUAUCUCCUGAUUGCAAAGACAUUGAGGAUGAGGAACUAGAUAAUAAUAAGGUGGAAGAGCUGGACCAGCCUACAUACACUGCAGAUUUACCCGCGGAUAUCGAUUGGAAUGCAGAUCUUCCAAUGGACAUUGUAGUACCCAAAGUUAACAUCCACAGUCUAAUUCUUGAUUUUGGAGCAGUAUCAUUUAUUGAUUUGUCUGGAAUGAAGGUUCUAAAAGGAACACUAAAAGAUUUUCUGAAGAUUGACGUAGAUGUGUACAUUGUUGGUGCUGACUGUGGAGUUUUAGAAAAGUUGACAAUGAGUAAUUUUUUUGAUAAUGAGGUAAAAACAUCAAUGUUUUUUCUGACUGUCCAUGAUGCGGUUUUACACGUGCUGGAAAAGAAAGGACUAAAAGGAACAUUGAUAAAUGGGACGCUGAAGGAGUCAGAAAAUAUUUUAUAUACAUCUGAAGCAUCAAACGGAACACUGAGGGAACGACCAGUGGCAAAUGAAACAAAGUUCUAAGGAUGUUUUAUCAUGAAAAUCACUGGCAGUGGCUGUUUGUUGACAUUCCAAACAUGUAUAGACAUUGAAUCCAAGAAAAGCACUAUUCAAGCUCCUGCCUCCAGCCUCUUCUCCAUGGAUCAAACUUUUUCUUACUUUCUGCUGUCUUUUAUGCAUUCUUGUGAAGUUUUUUAUGAAAAUAGGCCGUAGCAUAAAAGGGAAGAGGUAAAUUUCAUUAGACACCACAGAGCAAAACCUAAAGGUCCCCCUAUUUAUAAGAAUUACAUACCCUUCUUUUUAAUAAACGCUCAUUAAAAUAUAAUUUUUCUGCAA
Molecule: messenger RNA, 2723 nt
Organism: Xenopus tropicalis (tropical clawed frog)
Lineage: Eukaryota; Metazoa; Chordata; Amphibia; Anura; Pipidae
Gene: slc26a3.2
Product: solute carrier family 26 member 3
Exons: 21
Coding region: 138-2411 (757 amino acids)
Biological process (GO): sulfate transmembrane transport; oxalate transport; transmembrane transport
Cellular component (GO): membrane
Molecular function (GO): secondary active sulfate transmembrane transporter activity
Source: RefSeq, a predicted model, not a curated record